This is a messenger RNA of Trichoderma harzianum CBS 226.95, 1846 nucleotides long. RefSeq lists its product as hypothetical. The record is from RefSeq and is a predicted model, not a curated record. NCBI's taxonomy places the organism in Eukaryota, Fungi, Ascomycota, Sordariomycetes, Hypocreales, Hypocreaceae. The coding region runs from base 489 to 1601 and encodes 370 amino acids. Gene Ontology annotation, biological process: retrograde vesicle-mediated transport, Golgi to endoplasmic reticulum; endoplasmic reticulum to Golgi vesicle-mediated transport. Gene Ontology annotation, cellular component: Golgi membrane; endoplasmic reticulum; COPII-coated ER to Golgi transport vesicle. The transcript has 3 exons.
UGCUGAGCUGAAAAUCAGCCACCGCCCAGCAUGCCGGUGAGCGUUUUGGCGUUCCAGACCAUCGGGCCGCCGAUAUUCCGGUCGCAGCUCCCCCAGCCAAUCACCAUCAGCCUUGGCAGCAAGGAAGCGAAUUGGAGACGUGUCCAGCUGUGGUUUCUACAGUAAGACGUUGAUAUUGAUGCCAUCAAACCGGUGCUUUCACAUGCGCCGUUGCCCGCCACGCCUUGCACAGGACUUGGUUGAGGCCGAAUCGUGAUUUCGACACUGCGCACGCCUCCAUUGGAUCGAAUUGAGCUGUUGGAGUGCCGCGGGUCGACAAGCUGCAGCUUCCGUGGAAUGAGGUAGCCUUCAACAAGCCGUAGCUCGCCAUCUGCCCGUGGGCUUCGAUCUUUUCUUUUGCUCGCUUUCUUGCUUUGUCUCGGCCACUUGAAUGCCAAUUUCGACCUUUUAAACAAUAGACAUCUCUCACAGAAUCACGAAUAUCCACAAUGGACGGCUUCGAGAAGUCGAGCCUGAAUGAGGAUGACUUUGGCGCAAAGGGUGGCAUUGUCAGCGCCUUUGAUGCAUUCCCCAAAUCAAAACCUCAGUAUGUGACAAAGACAUCAGGUGGCGGCAAAUGGACCGUUGCCAUGCUCUUCAUCUCCUGCAUCUUCCUGUGGACCGAGAUAGGCCAAUGGUGGCGCGGAGCCGAGCAUCACACGUUUGCCGUUGAAAAGGGCAUCGGGCACGACAUGCAGGUCAACCUCGACAUUGUCGUCAAGAUGGACUGCAACGACCUCCACGUCAACGUCCAGGACGCAUCGGGCGAUCGCAUUCUUGCUGGAGACAAGCUGAAGCGCGAUGCCACGACCUGGCACCAGUGGGUUGACGCACAGGGCAUGCACAGGCUCGGAAAGAGUGAGAAUGGCAAGCUGGACACUGGUGAGGGCUGGCACGGCGCCCACGAUGAGGGCUUUGGCGAGGAGCAUGUGCACGACAUUGUGGCUCUCAGCCGGAAGAAGGCCAAGUGGGCAAAGACGCCGUCGCCAAAGGGCAGGCCGGAUAGCUGCCGCAUGUAUGGCAGCCUGGACUUGAACAGGGUGCAGGGCGACUUUCACAUUACGGCCAGAGGCCAUGGUUAUGGUGGCCAGCACUUGGACCAUGACAAGUUCAACUUCUCUCACAUCAUCUCGGAAAUGUCCUACGGCCCCUUUUAUCCAUCGCUGGUCAACCCCCUCGACCGCACCGUCAACCCCGCCAUUGUUCACUUCCACAAGUUCCAGUACUUCCUCUCCGUCGUCCCCACCGUCUACCUCACCAGCAACAGGGUCGUCAACACCAACCAGUACGCCGUCACGGAGCAGAGCAAGGUCAUCUCGGACCACCAAGUCCCCGGCAUCUUCUUCAAGUACGACAUCGAGCCCAUCAUGCUGAGCGUCGCGGAGACCCGCCAUGGCUUCUUUAGCUUUUUGGUCAAGAUUGUCAACAUCUUCAGCGGCGUCAUGGUGGCUGGCCACUGGGGGUUUACGCUGAGCGACUGGGUGCGCGAGGUCAUUGGCAAGAGGCGGCGCAGCAACGGCGGUAUCGGCGUUUUGGGCAACAAGCACGGAUACGAUGAGUAAGUAGAUGGAUGCCGUUGGCUGUGGUGUAUAUGGAUGGAAUGGAUACAAUAACCUCAGAUUGGGUCAAAACGAGGCGUAGCUGGUGCAUGGUCUUUCUUGUUUGGGGCAUCUCGAUUGGUUUCUUCAUUUAACAUGUGAUAAUUUGGGCAGUUUUGAGAGAGGCUGUGAACCGAGUAUAGCAAAGUCGUAACAUAGCAGCAUACCUUACAUACAGACAUAGAAAUCGGAUAUUCAGAAUUCUUCAC